Molecule: messenger RNA, 1538 nt
Organism: Dreissena polymorpha
Lineage: Eukaryota; Metazoa; Mollusca; Bivalvia; Myida; Dreissenidae
Product: calmodulin-A-like
Exons: 6
Coding region: 48-608 (186 amino acids)
Cellular component (GO): myosin II complex
Molecular function (GO): calcium ion binding
Source: RefSeq, a predicted model, not a curated record
GCGGGUGUACUUCCAACUUUGUAAAUUUGGUAACACUGCAGGUUUUAAUGCUGGAUACUCGGAUUUUGUGUCGUCGGUCGGAUAUCUGUCAUCCGAUCUGCCACCCCAGAGUCCCGCUGGUCCCAUUGGUACCAGUGCGUGAGGAGACAAAGACUCACAACUUCACCGAAGAGGAGCUUGCAGAGUACAAAGAGGCGUUCAACAUAUUCGACCGAGAUGGAAGCGGCGCAAUAAGUAACAAAGAGCUCGGCAUAGCAUUGCGAUCUCUGGGUCUAAACCCUUCCGAUGACGAGCUUACAAGGAUGAUACACGAAGUGGACAAAGACGGCAACGAGGAGCUUGAUUUUGAUGAAUUCUGCGAGCUGAUGAGCAAAACCAAGAAGGAUGUAACGAGCUACAAAGCCAUCGAAGAAGCGUUUAAAGUGUUUGACAAGGAGGGAAAAGGCAGCAUUCCGCGGGAGUAUUUCCGGCACGUUAUGACCACAAUGGGGGAGAGGCUAACCGACGAGGAGGUAGACGAGAUGCUUGACACGGCUGACGCCGACGGUGACGGGGAAAUCGAUAUUCAAGAAUUCACUUCAAUGAUAUCACAGAACUCGAAUAAAUAAAGAACAGAGACAUUUAAUGUAUCAUAUCGACGGACACAGCCAUAUGGUCAUGCACUAAGACAUCAUGACGAGUCCUACUAACAUUUGAAUUGUUUGAAGGAUUAUAUCAACUAUACUUUCAAUAUGCUUUGAAUGGAACACCAUACACGUGGUUUUACAAACCCAUAUUGCAAACCUCUAUGUUGCAUGUUUUGUUGAUACUUGCUUGUUGGAAAAGUUAAUUAGGUUGAUUUUUGGGGCAAAGAUAAAACUAUGUUUAACAAAAUUCUUUAGUAAGGAGACGCAAUAUAGCAAUAUUAAACAUAAUCACACUUACUUAAAUAUAAAAUAGUUCAACCAAAUCGACUUUCAGAUUAAAUGUUUUGCUUUUUCGAAUAUUUCCAUGAAAAGUGCUAUUUUUGUUUCUUUACAAAACAUGAAGGAAAGCAAAUUGCAAACAAAAUGGUAAUAUUGUUAAACAUUAAGCUAUGUUUAUGUAUUAAGCAUGGGGAAUAAGAAAUGCUUAUAAUACAUAAUACGAUUAGGGUAGGAUUUUUGGUAUAAAUUUAUGCACCGCCUCUCGCUGUAUAUUGUCUUCUCUAAUAUACCCAUUUUUUGACAAUGUACCGAUUUAUUUUUGAUGUUUAUAAUUUGAAUGACCUGUGACUUUGUUUUGUGUAUAUUGUACUGACAUUUCAUGUAUAAUCAUGGGCUUAUUGUCUACUGUAUUAUCAAAUAAACUGUAAACUUCAAUACAUACUUGUACCAUUUCGUUUGAACAAAGCUAUGGCCGUUUUCUGGCAUGUUGUUAAAACACGCAUCAAUAUAAUUUAUUUUAUACAUUACAUAAAUUGUUUAAUCCAUAUUGCGUCGCCACAUUUAAAUUGACUAUAUAACACAUGUCAAUAUUAUCGAACGAAACAAAUAGGAAUUUUAUUAGAAUUUCCCGUA